Messenger RNA from Saccharomyces eubayanus, 2988 nucleotides. It is a transcript of the gene DCP2, whose product is annotated as decapping enzyme complex catalytic subunit. Gene Ontology annotation, cellular component: cytoplasm; P-body. The coding region runs from base 1 to 2988 and encodes 995 amino acids. Gene Ontology annotation, molecular function: RNA binding; 5'-(N(7)-methylguanosine 5'-triphospho)-[mRNA] hydrolase activity; manganese ion binding. Gene Ontology annotation, biological process: deadenylation-dependent decapping of nuclear-transcribed mRNA; nuclear-transcribed mRNA catabolic process, nonsense-mediated decay. Lineage: Eukaryota; Fungi; Ascomycota; Saccharomycetes; Saccharomycetales; Saccharomycetaceae. The record is from RefSeq and is a predicted model, not a curated record. The transcript has a single exon.
AUGUCACUACCGCUACGACACGCUUUGGAGAACGUCACCUCUGUUGAUAGAAUUUUGGAGGACUUGUUAGUUCGUUUUAUAAUAAAUUGUCCGAAUGAAGAUUUGUCAAGUGUCGAGAGAGAACUGUUCCAUUUCGAAGAAGCCUCAUGGUUUUACACGGAUUUCAUCAAACUGAUGAACCCAACCUUACCGUCUUUGAAGAUUAAAUCAUUUGCUCAAUUAAUCAUAAAGUUGUGCCCUUUAAUUUGGAAAUGGGAUAUAAGAGUAGACGAAGCGCUUCAGCAAUUCUCUAAGUACAAAAAGAGUAUUCCAGUGAGAGGUGCUGCUCUAUUCAAUGAGAAUUUGAGUAAAAUAUUACUGGUGCAAGGUACAGAAUCGGAUUCGUGGUCAUUUCCAAGAGGUAAGAUUUCUAAAGACGAAAAUGAUAUAGAUUGUUGUAUUAGGGAAGUCAAGGAGGAGAUAGGCUUUGACUUGACAGAUUAUAUUGAUGAGAAUCAGUUCAUUGAAAGGAAUAUUCAAGGGAAGAAUUACAAAAUAUUUUUGAUAUCCGGGGUCUCAGAAAUCUUCAACUUUAAACCACAAGUAAGGAAUGAGAUUGAUAAGAUUGAAUGGUUCGAUUUCAAAAAAAUCUCUAAGACAUUGUACAAAUCCAAUGUUAAGUAUUAUCUUAUCAAUUCUAUGAUGAGACCUUUAUCAAUGUGGCUAAGACACCAAAGACAAAUAAAGAAUGAAGACCAAUUGAAGUCUUAUGCAGAGGAACAAUUGAAACUAUUACUAGGCAUUACAAAAGAGGAGCAGAUUGACCCCGGCAGAGAAUUAUUGAACAUGCUACAUACUGCUGUACAAGCAAACAGCAACAAUAUCAUAACCUCCAACGAACAGGUGCCCUCGAAUCAACAAGGAGAACAAGAAAAACAAGAAGAACAAUUUCAACAAGAACAGGAGAAACAACAGUUACCACCACCGCCACCACCACUGCAACAACAACAACAAUCAGUCUUUCCUUCUCUCUCAGAACCAUUUGCAGGCGCCAACAAUGUUAUACCACCUGCAAUGCCUAUGGUGAAUUCAUUCAUGUCAAAUCCUCAGCUGUUUGCUUCAAUGAAUGGUCAACCGUUUGCACCUUUCCCAUUCAUGUUACCAAUAAACAACAGCACCAACAACAACGGUGGUCACAACACUCUUCCAACGCAGAUACCUCCUAACUUCAAUGCCCCUCCAAAUCCAAUGGCAUUUGGUGUUCCAAACAUGCACAAUUUUUCAAGACCAACUUUAUCCCAACCUUUUUCCCUACCCCCUGCUCCACCAUUACAUCACAAUAUUUUGCCCACUAAUUCUGUUGAAAAUAGUUCUUCUUCAAGACAAUUAUUGAACUUAUUAAACUCAAAAAAGUCUGAAGAAAAUGAACAGAUUAGCGAAAAGCCAAAAUUAAAAAUUUUGCAGAGAGGAACUGAUUUGAAUUCAACCAACCAAAACGUUCCUCAUGAUUCUGCCAACUCAAAUUCUCAAGCUUUAUUAAAUUUGUUGAGAAAGCCGGCACCAUCUCAAGAAUCCCAUUCUUCCACUGUAGAUACUUCGUCACUAUCAAAUGACUCUUAUUCUGAUACACAACAAGAGGAUUAUGAAGAUUUUGAAAGCAGUUCAGAUGAAGACAUGGAGCCAAUCAAAGAAAGAAGAAACUCGUCAAAUGAAGAAGUCAAAGUCAACAUUAUACCAAGCGAAAAAGACGGCCAAAGAAGGCCAAAGAAAGAACAAAGAACAGAAACCAAAAAAUUCAAAUCAGGCGACUCAACGGAAUCCGACAUCAUGGAAUGGAGACCUACGAAGUCUUUAGUUUCUUCGCAAAGUAAACAAAACUCAUUAGUAAGAGCUCCUAAUAAAGAGACCAGUUCAUAUCGUCAAGAAAUGCACAUCAACAAUAACAGUGCGUAUGAAGCUUUCGAAAGCAGUUCUGACGGAGAAGACGAGAAGAAAUUAAAAGAAUUGGAACAAAAGCAAGACAGUUCUAAAGGAAUAAGCCAAGAAAUAUUGAAAGAGAAUAACUUUCAGGAUGGCGAAGUUCCUCACAAAAAUAUGACAACCGACAGUAACAAAUCUAUCAAUGAAACAGCCAGGUUUUCAUCAGCUACAAGUACUAUAAAAAAGACACCUAAGGUGAAAUUACUAAAACGUGGUGAAACAAUCCCCACUUUAGCAAAUGAAAACAAAACACUUGGAUCAAACUCGAACCAGUCUUCGUCAAAAGAUUUAUUGCAAAUGCUAAGAAAUCCAAUAUCUUCCACUGUAUCUUCAAAUCAACAAUCACCUAAGUCACAACAACUAGAUGGGGAUGAAGAAAUCAUGAUGAUGCUGAAGAGAAAUUCCGUGUCUGAACAUCAAAACAAUGAAGAAUCUCCAUCAAAAUUGCCAAAAAAAAAUGAAGCAAACGCAGCUGAAUUACUAGGAAUGUUAAGUCAAAAGGACGCUGCAUCUCCAAAACAACCUGGUAGUAUUGACGCGAACAUGGAAGGUAAUUCAGCAAAAGGACUGUUGAGUAUGCUGGGAAAAGGUAACGUUUCAAAGCCACCUCCGACUACCGAUACCCCAUCAAAUGAAUUGUUCAACUUGUUGAAGCAAAACGAAAUUACUGAAAACCAAGAAUCUAAUAAUAACUCGUCUGAAUUACUAAGUUACUUGAAACCUAAUCCACUCGAAAAUAGAUAUUCAAAAGUCUCAAGCGAAGACAACUCCCACGAAUUACUAAACAUUUUGCAUGGUAAUAAAAGUAACAACACCUUCAAUAAUAGUAUAUACACCACGCCAACAGCCACUUCUACGGCCGCUGCAACCGGAUUCCCCCUAAUGUCUGCUAGUCAAGGAAAUUCUUCAAACGAAUUACUAAGUAUGUUACAAAACAGACCAACAGCUACAAAUGCACAAACGUUUGACAUACGUUCCAAUGGGAACAUGGAAUCUAACGAAUUAUUGAAUAUCUUGCAUAGGAAAUGA